UAAUUGUUGUGAUAAACUUAUUAAAUAGAUUGUCAUGGAAUCAGUUCUGUAGCUGAGAUGUCAGGGGACAGAGUUCUGUCAGUUUUGUCAGAGGUUCAAGAUCGUCUGGCUAUGACAAAAAGUUAUGCACUGGGGAAUUCAUCUAUGUCACAAAUUGGACAUGACGAUGUAAGAGCGUCUUUUUUCUUGCUGAUAGUUGAUCUUCUGGGCGAACAAAUCAGCUGCCCCGAGUUAACUUUGGAAAACCAGAGAGCUGUUCUGCAAUACUAUCUCUACACCUGUGCUUUUUGGGGUUUCUCGGAUCUGGUUUCCAGACUGAUAGAGUUCAAAGCUGAUGUAAAUUUUCAAAAUGCUGCCACUCGAUGGACACCUCUGCAUGCAGCGGUUUUCCAAGAACAUUCUAAGGUGACUAUGAUUUUGCUUAACGGUGGAGCGGAUGUUUCUAUCAAGGAUAGCUGUGGUAGAACUCCUCUGGACUUCGCCUCCAUUUCGCCAAAAGUAUGGUACUUGUUUGAAGAACAAGGUCACCUCAAGACGCCCAAGCAGAAACUGAUCGACCUUCACGUUUUGAAAGAGUUUGCAUCGGACGACAUAAAACUGACGCCUCACUCUUCGGAAAAGAUCGAACUAAGCAACCGCUCAGUGAGAAGUGCGCAAAUUGAUAAAACAGAGCGUUCAUAUAAGCCCAGUUGGGGAAAUGACUCCAGUCGUAUGAAAGCCGUCUUUGGAGGAGCUGAAUGAUAACGACGAAAAUAGAGAAACAUGAAUAUUUCACAUUUUCUCUGUUCGGAUGUGCAAUCAAGUUAAGACUUAAAGCAUCUGUUGUUAUUAAUGUGUAUAUGAAUAUUGUACAAGAUGUAAAUAAAAAAUUUUAU
This is a messenger RNA of Symsagittifera roscoffensis, 875 nucleotides long. RefSeq names its product ankyrin repeat domain-containing protein 50-like. Gene Ontology annotation, molecular function: protein binding. Bases 58 to 741 code for a protein of 227 amino acids. Gene Ontology annotation, cellular component: nucleus. The record is from RefSeq and is a predicted model, not a curated record. The transcript is spliced from 10 exons. Lineage: Eukaryota; Metazoa; Xenacoelomorpha; Acoela; Convolutidae.